CCUCCCCGCUACUUGGGGAUAAUGGCUGCUAGGUGAGAGGAGCGGAUGGGCCGCAUCGUCGAGUGUGAGGCGCUGCCACCGAAAGGACCGUUAACUCGGGCGGUGCCGAGUUAAAAUGGUCGAUAUCCGACCCGAAAAGCAUCCCGAAAUCGUUGUACACACACCGAGCAUCGUGCUUCAAAUUGCACAGGGCCCCCCCCUGAACACCCCGACUUCGUGGCCACUUCUGCCGGCCGAUCAGAGGGUAAACUGAGGCCAUGGCAGUGAAGCACCGCGUUGAGGCGGUGCUCAAUGUGGGUCUGCGUGUACCCAGCAUCAUGCUGCUUGAUGUCCUCUACCGCUGGGACGUCAGCUCCUUCUUCCAGAAGAUCCAGCGUUCCAGCCUCUCCAACAAUCCCCUGUUCCAGUACAAAUACCUAGCACUCUACCUGCACUACCUAGGUUACAUCCUGAGCUUGGUGCUCCUGACUCUGCCCCGUCAGCACCUGGUCAAACUCUACCUGUACGUCCUUACAGCCCUGCUGCUGUUUGCUGGUCACCAAGUCUCAAGGGAUUAUGUCCGCAGUGAACUAGAGUCUGGCCAUGAAGGACCUGUCUACCUGGAACCUCUCUCCAUGAACAGAUUCACCACUGCGCUCAUAGGUCAGCUGGUGGUGUGUACGUUGUGUUCCUGUGUGAUGCAGACCAAGAGGAUUUGGCUUUUCUCUGCUCACCUUCUUCCUUUGGUGGCCCGGCUGUGUUUGGUCCCACUGGAGACCAUCGUCUUCAUCAAUAAGUUCUCCAUGAUAUUCACAGGCCUGGAGGUCAUUUACUUCCUGGCUUCUAACUUACUGGUACCAUAUAAACUGGCUAAGACGGCCUACAGGGAGCUGGCUCAGGUGGUGGAGGUGUAUGGGCUGCUAGCUUUGGGUAUGUCUCUGUGGAACCAGCUGGUCCUUCCAGUUCUCUUCAUGUGUUUCUGGCUGCUGCUGUUCGCUCUGCAGAUCUACUCCUACUUUAGCACCAGGGACCAGCCUACCUCAAGGGAGAGGCUCCUUUUCCUCUUUCUUACCAGCAUUGCAGAGUGUUGCAGUACGCCGUAUUCCCUGCUGGGCCUAGUUUUUACUGUCUCCUUCAUCGCUCUGGGGGUUCUCACACUCUGCAAAUUCUACCUACAAGGCUACAGAGCCUUUAUGAAUGACAACACCAUGCAUAGGGGCAUGACAGAAGGCAUCACCUUGCUGAUCCUCGCUGUCCAGACCGGCCUCAUCGAGCUACAGGUCAUCCACCGAGCGUUCCUCCUCUCCAUCAUCCUCUUCAUCGUUGUUGCGUCAAUCCUGCAGUCCAUGCUGGAGAUAGCAGACCCCAUAGUCCUGGCCCUGGGAGCAUCCAGAGACAAGAGUUUGUGGAAGCACUUCCGAGCGGUGUCUCUGUGUCUGUUCCUGCUGAUCUUCCCAGCCUACAUGGCCUACAUGAUCUGUCAGUUCUUCCACAUGGACUUCUGGCUCCUCAUCAUCAUUUCGUCAUCAAUCCUCACCUCGCUGCAGGUCCUUGGCACUCUGCUCAUCUACAUUCUCUUCAUGGUGGAGGAGUUUCGGAAGGCCCCCGUGGAGAACAUGGAUGAAGUUAUCUACUGUGUCAAUGGGACCUAUCGUUUGCUGGAAUUCCUAGUUGCGGUGUGCGUGGUGUGCUACGGCGUGUCGGAGACGGUUUUCGGGGAGUGGAGCGUGAUGGGAAGCACCAUCAUCCUGGUCCACUCGUAUUAUAACGUCUGGCUCAGAGCCCAGCUGGGCUGGCAGAGCUUCCUGCUCCGGAGAGACGCUGUAAACAAGAUCAAAAGCCUCCCCACAGCCAGCCACACACAGCUGGAACAGUACAACGACAUCUGUGCCAUCUGCUACCAGGACAUGAACACGGCCGUGAUCACCCCGUGCAGUCAUUUCUUCCACGCUGGCUGUCUAAAGAAAUGGCUUUAUGUCCAAGAGACGUGUCCUCUUUGCCACUCGCAACUCAAGAGCCAAUCACCAGCCACCAGUGUCCCCAACCAAGAUGCUCCCGCAGCCAAUCAGAGCCCAGCAGUGCAGGGAGAGGCCACAGUCAAGACAGAGCAGAGAGACAGUGCUCUUCCAGAUGAUGGUGGGAAGGUGGAGGGAGCAGGAGAGCAGGAGCGAGAGAAAGGACCUGGCAUGUCAGCAGGAGGAAGUUCUUCCACUUCCUCUGGUGUGUCCUCUGCUCCCCAGCACCUUGUCAAGACUCAAGCCUCUUCUUCUUCUUCUUCUUCUUCUUCUUCUUCUUCUUCUUCUUCUUCUUCUUCUUCUUCCCCCCCAAUCAUGACUAAUUAUCCGCAGGACAAGUCGCCCACAGAUCAUCCCUCUUCGUCUUCCUCUCCUUCCUCUCACACGUUGGACAUGCCGCCCUCUCCUCCAUCGCUCUCUGACACUUCCAUCCCUCACCACUUGUCGUCACAACGACAGGACCAGGCAGGGGUGACCCCUGCUGAACCUGAGCCUGCCCCAGCCCCCACACCCAACAGCCAGGAUUCCUGUCCCCGUCCUUCAUUGCAGCUUGACCCGCCCGGUCACCCUUCUGAGGAACAGUCUCCCCUUCCGAGCAGCCUCUGAACCCCAUUGUCUCUCUCUUUCUCUCUCACACACACACACACACACACACACAGACACACACAGACACACACACACACACAUACACACACACACGCACACGCACACACGCAUGCUCAUAUAGAACACUCAAUCUGUUUAUAUUCUACUUGUUGAGCAUUCUUCUCAUCGCUGUGCAUUUCAUUGUGUAUGGGUUUGUAAUGUGCCAUGAUCUCUGAAGGAAUGGGUCAGAGGUUUGCAGAGCCUUGGUAGACUUAUCGACAACUGACAGUCGCGUCAUAAAACGGUGAAAAAGGUCUUUACAUUUCAUGAAGUCUAAAGAUUUUAUCGGUUUUCACUGUUGGUUGUAGUGUAUUGAAAGAAUAUGAAUACAAAGAGACUGAAUGUUAUUUUUCGAGGCCAUCACAUGACCCGAAGCCUGUUGCGAAAGCAGAGCAGGUCCAGUCAAGUGUCGCAGUGUGAACAGCUCGACAGAUGCACACAUGGAUCAUCUCUCCGCUCUUUUCACGUGUCUCUGCUUACACUGCUCCGGUAUUUGAUUCAAACUUGUUCGGCUGGUCCCAGCAAAAAAAAGAAAACGCUCCUCGUCGCCAAACUUUUGUAUUAUUGUUAAAAAGAGUUAUUUUUACUGCUUUAUUCCGACAUCAUGCUGUGCAGAUGGACUGAAAACAAGGGAGGGGAAGACAGACGAGGGAGACAGAAAAUGUAGCCGAGGUCACAGUUUGUGUUUUGAAGCGUCGGCGUUUGUGAAAAUGUGUGGCUUUGUCCGCAGAGACUGCGAGGAGCCCAAACUCUGUUGUCAUUUGGGUUUACUCCAUGGUACUCAUCCGCGCUCAUCCUCCCCUUGAACCGCUCCAUCCCAUUUCACGGCAAAAGCCAAAUCACCUCUUACAUCCCAUCACCUCCAGACACCCGCCAUUCUCCUGCUACUCACUCUCCUCACCCAUGAAAUGUUACUACCAGCAAAUUGAGCUAUGAAAGCUUUUUUUUUUUUUUUACUUCACACAUGCAUACACACGCACGCAUGCUCAGUCAGCUUGGCAAAUGGGGCAGGAUGGAAAGAAGUGUGUGUGUGUGUGUGUGUGUGUGUGUGUUGAAAAGUUUGAAUUGAAAGACUAUAACUUGAGAAUGCCGAGUCCUGAUGCACGCUUAUAUGUAGAGCCUGCACGCUGCCAUGGUUACCAUAGCAUUCAUUAGUUUGUACCCAGUGUGCUCUAACCUUGCUACCGAUGUUUUUCUGCCAUUUCUUUCACUCUCUCCCUUUUUUUUGUUCUUCCCCUUUUUUGAGUCACAUUUGCACUAAUGUCAUUUAUACUAGCAACGCUCCAAAGCUGUUCUGUGGCUGUCGGCAAACCAAAUACCCUCUGAAGUGUUUGUGUACAAGGAAACAGCCCGGUCUGUUUGUGUGUAAUGUAUAUAAACGUUGCUCUGUAUGGCAUCUAUAUAAAACCAGAGGAGUGUGAAUAUGUAAACAAGCUGUAGUAGGGCUCGAGUUCUCCGAAGCUUCUGCAGCGGUUCAGCGUUUUCUUUGUUUCUCUACUUUAUCUGCGAACAAAGACAAACAUCUGGCCCCCAGAAGCUUUUGGGAAACCGAGCCGUCUGAUCUGAGACCAGCCAGUGUUGCUGCUCCUCCUGACUGUAUGACGCGUCCUCAGGCUGGUGUGAUCACUCCGGUGCCCUCUACUGUUAGGAGUGGGAUCAGCAUGACGUCGAUUGGUCAGGAGAGGCGCUAGUUAACCCUCAACAGUAUUAUAUACUACCACUUGUACUAAAGGUCUUAUUACUAUGAAUGACUUUAUCUUUUUACAUUUGAAAGCACAGCACUGGCUUCAGGGCUGAGAAUGAAUACAUGAUCAAUGUAGGAUCAAACCUGGCCAACGCUGUUGAACUUUUUCUGUUAAUGAUUAUUAUUCUUUUUUUUGUAUGAGAUGAAAUGUAGAGUUUGAUGUAUUUUGCACAUGUUCCUCUGAAAGGUGGACAUAAGGACUUUCUGUAUUCUCAAACUACUCAUUUUUAUUAUUGGCUCCAUUCCUCAGGCUUUGAUUAAAACACAAAGCACUUAAACUGGUUACAAGGAUUUGAGCACCUUCAUACACAUUCGGUUUUCAUCGCCGCGGAGCGUUUGAAUUUGCGGCCGCGCAGCGGAGACGUCACCUGCAGGAUCACACGUCAAACGCUCCACGGCGUGUCAUUGGCAGAGAAGCCCGUCAGCUCUCGAUUCCUCGUGUGUUUGCCGAGUUCUUACUCCAUGUUGGAGAAAUUUCAGUUGUUGCCGUUUCUCUCCAGGUUAUGAAAUGACAUAUUUUAAAAAAGAAAUACUGUUUGGGACAGUUCAACAUGAAAUGAUACAUGUAAUCCAAACUCAACCUAUUUAUUUAAAUAACUAGAGAAAGCUCAGUGUUUUUAUUUUGUGUCUUUAAAUGUGUCUUGAGGUUUCAGAUGUGGGAUUGGCUUCAUGCAAAAAAAAUGCAUCGGUGACAGUUUGGGCCAUUUGCCUGUGAGCUGAAGUGCCAAACGAAUGCAUGAAGCCUUCGCUGCUGCUCGUCACACGAGCGACAUCACCUUCACAUUCCUGCCCCGACGGGAGCUUUAAUGUGUGUGUCAAACGGUACAUUUCCCAUCAGUCUUUGCGCUGUGCACGGGUUAAAAUAAUAAUUAUUUCUUUUCUUUUAGCUCUUGAUUGACUCGCUGGUAGAAUGGCACAAAGAAGACGAGCCAGUGGUUCCUCGGUCUCCUAAUAUUUGGUUGGUGUGAGAACUACAGUCCCUGAAAUCAACCUCUCGUCUGAAAUCCUGAAGUUUCUGAGACUCGAUUCACGAAUGAGCUUUGCAAAAAUAAUAAUUAGGUUGACUUUGGAAGCUGCCAUGCGCUCUCUGACCACAUUCAUUCUCUGGAUGCUCCAGUAUUGUUGCCUCUGACUGACCGAUGUGUUGACAUUUACGUCCCAAACAAAAUCGUAUUUACGUGACUGUUAUUUUGUCCGAUAGGUUUUUCCACCCGCAGAUUUAGGACCUGCUCUGUAAAAAAAUAAACCUGACUCUGAAGGCCAGUCGUAUUCUGUGAAACCAGCCCCAUGGUUGGUUUUGCUUUUUAUGCCUGGCAUGGCCUUGGUUUAGUUUACAAAAACAUGAAUGUCAGAAAUAAAAGGAGACCAUCCACUCUGGA
This is a messenger RNA of Scophthalmus maximus (turbot), 5762 nucleotides long. RefSeq names its product RING finger protein 145-like. Gene Ontology annotation, cellular component: endomembrane system; endoplasmic reticulum. NCBI's taxonomy places the organism in Eukaryota, Metazoa, Chordata, Actinopteri, Pleuronectiformes, Scophthalmidae. The record is from RefSeq and is a predicted model, not a curated record. Bases 258 to 2600 code for a protein of 780 amino acids. The transcript is spliced from 12 exons. Gene Ontology annotation, molecular function: zinc ion binding; ubiquitin protein ligase activity.